UCCAGUCUCCAAGCGUCUAUCGUUUAUGACGCCACGAUGUCUUGCGCCAAUUUUCAAGACUCAAAUUUGAAGCUACCUUUUUGGUUUGUGAUUUGUAAAUGAAAAAUUGUUUGGAACGCGAUUUUUUCAAUGAAUUUUGAUGGGGGGAAAGCACCUUGCUUGUGAAACGUGGGAAAGCCUGAAAGAGUUAUUGAAAUAGAUGCUCUGGGGAUGGAAAGGGCGUGGGUCUGAGUUGAAGGAUUAGUGUUAAAGUGGCGUUCGAUGAGAAAUUAAAGGUGUGUGUUCAGUGGCUUCGAGGAGAAGUAAAGGUUAUACAUCAUCGUUGCAAAAUCAAACGUACCAGUGAGUCCACGGUGAAAUUGAAUGUCGGGCGGUGAUAUGUGAUGUGUUCCUCCUUUCCCGGAUGUGUCCUGUGAUGCCAUGCGGAAAAAUUGAAAUUCGAGAGAGAGAGCUUUAGUGCCGUAGUUAUCAGUGUAUCACGUGAAUGCUUCCUAAAUAUUGAAUUGAAAUCGAUCAUCUCAUAAAUUUGUGAGAAGUGAUUCGAAUUUGAACGCAUAUUUCCGUAGUUCCAAUACUUUGCUGAAAGGAUAAUAUUCGUGUGUACAGAGAUAGUGGAAUUUUACUGUACAUGUAUUCUGUUCAGAAAGUUUUCAAAACAAUUUUUGUGCGAAACGUUGUAUCCUGUGUGAAAUAUCAAAAGGAUUACUAAGGGAUUAUGAAAGGGAUUCUGCAGCUGCCAACAACUAACAUCGAGCUUCAAGGGAUCUAAAUGUCCUGAACGUUGGCGCGUUUCACUACGAAGCACCAGACAAUGCUAAAGGAAUUAUGGACUAGCGCCAGAACGCAAAACUGCUUGAUUUUGGCUACGCCUGACCAACAUAUUCUCCUGAUUCUGCAAAGCGAUUCAUCUCAACAUUGCUUGCGCUAGAUACACUGACAAGUUGACACCAUCACUAACCUCAUCGUCUGUGCAAACACUAAUGGAAACGUUUUUUCACGGGAGAGCUCGGCAUUGAGUCAACUGGAAAGCUAUUGUCAACUAGCUUUGCAAUAAUUUCACCCGAGCGUUAUUAGCAAGAGUAUCGACAACGAAAGCAAGGAGGAACUCAAGCAUCAAGGAAUAUCGUAGGCAGCUACCAUCAUCCCCCACGGCGACAACAGACGCUUGAUUCGGUGCCAAGCUCAAGUCAAAAGGAUUCAAUUCAGCGGGAAGGUUGGUCGGAUAAAGGGGAUGUGACAGACAGGAUCAAGACAAGAACGAAAGAAAUUGAAGCUGCCAGCGAUUAGCACUGAUACAUCCAACUAAUGAACGUUGCCAUCUGCCAUUGUGAUAUGAAAGGAUCUAUGAUGGGGGAUAGAAGAUGAUAUCGAGUCAUCGUCGUCGUGCUGUAUCAUUAGGAGCAUCUCCUGGUUGGGCAUAUUAAUAAGCUGACAUCCUUUUCAUUCACCGACAAAAAGGACAUCAUCUCGAUACAUUGAACAUCAAUUUUACUUAAAACAAGUUCGAAAAUAAGGACCUGCCACUACUCAUUCAUGUUCACGUCCGCCGGGAACAAAAGCGUUCACAACAACGAAGGCGGACCAAUUGAAAUCCUCCCUACACUGACGCUUUCGCUAUUAUGAUAAAAAUGAACAGUCGCCGCCGGGGGUCAUUCUCUUAUCAUCUAAUCCUUGUCACGUUUUUGACAUUUAUAGCAUUUAUGAGUGACAAAUUGACAUCAGCGUGUCCAUCGUUCUGUAUAUGCAAGUGGAAAGGUGGGAAGCAGACGGUGGAAUGCGGUGACCGACUUUUAUCCAGUAUACCAGAAGGAAUGGACGCGGGAACCCAAGUCUUGAACUUUUCAGGGAACAGCCUGCAGGUAUUGCAGAAUGAACGUUUCCUUCGGAUGGAUUUAAUAAAUCUCCAGAAAAUAUUCUUUGCGCGUAAUCAAUUGAUUAAGAUCCAUGAACGGGCCUUUAGGGGUCUGUCGAAUCUAGUCGAGUUGGAUCUCACCGAUAACAUGCUGCAGCAAGUACCAAGCGAAACGUUCCAAGAUUACACAUCACUCAUGCGACUUUCCCUCAGUGGGAACCCAAUUAGAGAAUUAAGAAGUGCAGCCUUUAGAUAUUUAGCAUUUUUAACGACUUUAGAAUUAAGCAAUUGUCAGAUUGAGAAGGUGGAGAAUGAAGCGUUCAUAGGCAUGGACAAUCUCGAAUGGCUGCGGUUGGACGGCAACCGCAUCGCCUUCAUUCAAGGCAGCCACAUCCUUCCGAAAUCACUGCAUGGAAUCAACUUGCAGAGUAACAGAUGGACGUGCGAUUGUAGACUAACAGACGUUCAUGCGUGGCUGAUUAAUUACAAUACGCCUCAGGAAGAGGAACCGCGGUGUCUUGAACCACCACGGCUUAAAGGACAAGUUAUUAAGUCCCUCAAGAAGGACGAAUUGGCCUGUCUACCUGAUAUAGAUCCUAAGUCAGCAUAUACGGAAAUAGUGGAAGGACGGAACAUAUCACUGAUGUGCACUGUCCGUGCGAUUCCCGAAGCGACAGUUCUUUGGCUUUUCAAUGGUCAGGUUCUUAAUAAUGAUACUCUCUUGGAGAAUCUCCAUAUGUAUUACUACAUUGAUGAAUCUGGCGGUGAGGAAAAACGCAGCGAAGUUUUCAUCUACAACGUAGGGCCGGAAGAUAAUGGAACUUUCUCUUGCAUAGGCCGCAAUACAGCAGGAACAAGUUUCAGCAAUUACACAAUACGUGUCCUCAUGAAGGAAAUGCCCAUCGCGAAGGAAGUUUCGUUUUCAAGAAACUACAUGAAUAUAAUCAUAGCUGGUGGUGGUGGUGCCGGUUUCAUAUUUAUCCUUUUACUCUGCACAAUUGUAAUAAAGUGCAGGAAAAAGAGCCCCAAAAAUAAGAGCCGUAAAACAGAUACCGCCACAAGUGAUUCAGGACUUCUAAAAUGCCCGUCUAUAAUAAAUGAGGAGGAUAUGUCCCCAAAGACAUCUAAGGAAAAUGGAAUAAUGAUUGGCGAGGGCUCGAUGAAGCAAAAUUUCAUGAUGUACGUGCCCACAAUGCCCACAGGGCAUAUGAUGGACAAUGGUAGUAUGCAGCUUACUGGGUCAUCCGCUUCAAGUCCUCCACUUAACGCAGGUGAUGCUCAUGGUAUUUCCAGUGGAAAUAUGCCCACACAAUACUGCAGCCCUCCAUCGUCCUUACGAAAUUACCAGGAUAAAAAUCCAGACCUAGUAAACGAUGCAGAAAGUGUAAAGAAUAAAUUGAAAAAUGAUAGUGAAUAUGAAGGAAGUGAUUGUUCUACAGGCCCCUGUAGCAUUCAGGGCACAUUUGAUAAUUGCUACCAAUUGCCAGGACAGUUCGGAUCACAAAUAAUCCGGCCGACAGGUAUCCAAGCACGAUUCGCUCCGCCUCCCAUGUCCACUAUACCUCGAGGCCUCCAUGCGAAAGCAGGAGGUCAGCAUCAGGUGGAUGUGCAUUUGAAUCCUGUAUGUUUCCUAGGGCAAGACGGAUAUGCCUAUGACUAUAGUAAUAACCACAUGCACACAGCGGGACCAGCUGUUCCAAUGAAUCAACAAAAUUUCUACAGAACACUUCCACAUAAUCGCAGUCACAACAAAGUGUUCGCCUCCGCUUCGAAUCCAGGUGCUCGAUAUAGCCUGGAAGCGGAAUUCCUACAACGCACUGGAACACCCACUUAUGACCAAUAUGCAAUGCAAAACAUACGAUUCACGGCCGAAGGGUAUCCUUUACAUCCUGUGAAAUUCCCUUCACCACCUGAAGGUUAUAAAACUAGUGACCAUGUCCUCCUGUCCGGAGAUCCUCUUAACGCUGCACAAUCCGGUUUUCAACAGUGGCCUCCCUGCCUGCCAGGAUACCAUGCGCAACCAAUCCAUUAUUCAGCAUCAGUUCCUCCAACAGGUCAAGUGAUCUGUAGUACGCCAUCAACGGUGAUUUCACGACCUCCAUCCCAGCAAUCGCAAACACAGCCACAACAGCAGUCCUUAGCGCAAUCAACUGCAUCACCCGUUCAAACUGUAGUGACAUCGAGUGCAACGCAAACUCCAACGACCAGUACUUCCACUGCAACAACAGAGGUGAAGAGACGAUGCGUGGGACAACAAACCAAUGAAAUGGAACCAGAAACAAUUCCUGAAGGAGAUGAGGAAGCAGAACAUUCUAAGCUGCGUCAUCUUGCAGGUCCUUUGGCCGAUAGUCCAGAUGAGGGAUAUGUUGGAGAUUCACAGGAAAGUUCAGAUAUAUGACAGAGAAGUUCAAGCCAUACUCAAACGGAACCAAAUGAUGAUUGUGGUAUGGAUGACUCGGUUGCACUAUAAUUUGUUUAUAUCAUAGGUUAACAGCUUUCGGGUUUAGUUAUUGACUUAGUUAUUGGUAACAGUCAUAAGGUCUUCUUAAUUUAUUUCCGAAUUCUGAAGAAACUGAAGUAAUCGGAAGGAUGCAAACUACUACUACUAGAUAAACACACUAGUACUAACUUGGGAUUAAUUAUGGAUUUAGUGCUGGUCUUCAACGUAUCAUGUUCUAAACUGUUCUGUUAGGGUUAUAAGGAGUUACUCAUCUUUACAUAGGCUUUCAGUCUCUAAAUAGUUAGAUAAUCGAUACUUUUCACAUCGCUUAAUCAUUGCAAAUUACGAUGAUUUUAAUGAAUUGACAGAAGGAUAAAAAUAAAAAUUGUGUUUUCGGUAGGUGGCAAGUUACCUUAUGAGAUGCUUACAUGCUUGACUAAAAGACAAAGAAACGCUUUACGUCACAUGUCCAUAUCGAAAUAGGAAUUUAUGGUAUUUCGAACCAAACUUUAGGGUAGAACCUCGUUAAUCCGUAUCGUCAAGGGCCUGACGGUUCGGUACGAAUUAUCAGUAUUACCAAUUAUCAGGAGUACCAAGUAAAGAAAAUUGACUCUGAGGUUCAAAAAAUUAGUACGAAUUAGCCGAGAAUGCGAAUUAUUGAGAUUUAACUGUAUAUCGAUCAGAAAAAUUGUUCGCUUUUUUAAGGCACCGAAAACAUUUUGAAUGUUGGUUUAGGAACUUAGUAUCUAUAGU
Molecule: messenger RNA, 5045 nt
Organism: Hermetia illucens (black soldier fly)
Lineage: Eukaryota; Metazoa; Arthropoda; Insecta; Diptera; Stratiomyidae
Gene: kek2
Exons: 4
Coding region: 1620-4250 (876 amino acids)
Molecular function (GO): protein binding
Source: RefSeq, a predicted model, not a curated record